Molecule: messenger RNA, 1620 nt
Organism: Hydractinia symbiolongicarpus
Lineage: Eukaryota; Metazoa; Cnidaria; Hydrozoa; Anthoathecata; Hydractiniidae
Exons: 2
Coding region: 325-798 (157 amino acids)
Source: RefSeq, a predicted model, not a curated record
UUUGUUUAAUAAUCUUGUUCUUUUUAGACUCUCCUUUAUUUUCCUUUAGAUAUUGUCUCUUGAAUCUUAUAUCUGUGUAAGUUUUGCUCUCAUAUUUUUUCUUUAUCAUAAGUUGUAACAAUUGUCAUUUAUGUCAUAAUGUCAGAAAGGUCAAAAAAAUCUUGUUUGUUUAAAAAAUAUUAUAUAUUAUGUUUUUUUGUUACAAUGUAUGUACUGUAUAAGUUUUAAAAUUAUUAUUUUAUUUCAAACUAUAACAGCGGAUAUAUCUUUUUAUUGGUAUAUUUUAUUACAAUCUAAAUUUAAUUUAUAUAACAGUGAAGCAUUAUGGCACCCAGAAUCAACUGUUUGUGUAUGGAUAAUAGCCAAUUUAGCUAUGAUGCUCUCACAUGGUAUUUUGAUAACUUUCAUCGAAGUGACGAUGUGAUUGCUUUGAUACAUAUACACCAAAUGCCACAACUACCAAGCAUGGGAUUAAUGGCAGGCGCCUUCCCAGUCACUGACGAUUACCGUACAAGCAUCAAAAAGAGUAUAGACGAAAGCAAUGGUCUCGUUGAAAAAUUCAAGAAGCGUUGCGAGGAAAGAAAUGCGACACAUAAAAUUUUAAAGUCUGAUUCGCAUCAUUCACCAGGUCAGAUUAUAUGUGAUUUGGCAAAAGAAAAUAAUGCUAGCGCUAUUAUUUUGGGUCAGCGUGGAUUAAGUAAGUUUAGUCGGGCGUUGCUUGGAAGUACAAGUGAUUACGUUUUGCAUCAUUCAGAUAUAACUGUGAUUGUUGUGCCACCCAAAAAUGCGUCUGACUAAAAAUUGAUACAUAUAGAAUAUUAAAACAGAACUUGCAUUUAUUUUAUAAUUUGUUAUCUUUGUGGAGAGUCAGUGUAUAGGUAGCAUAAUUAAACUUGAAUUUUUUAUGAAUAUGUAUAUGUUUUGUUGGCUGCUUGCACAUUGUGAUGUCAGACAUCACAAUAAUUUGUUUUUACUUUAAAAAAAAUAUGUGAUAAUUGUUCCUAUACUUUUCAGGGUUUUAAUAAUAUAGGUUAGUUAAUAUAGUCUGCUUACACUCUCUUUUAUAAUUGGUGUUUCUUUGUUUGUUUGAGAAUUUCAUCUUUUUAACUUUUAUUUUUCUUAACGCAGAAAGCCGCCAAAGGGGUGUGUGCUCAGCUCAGGAUUAAGCAAUUUUUUCAGAGACUCAAUUGUUUAUUUUUAUAUUUAGUAUAUAUUUAUAUGUACUUGUAACUGUUUUGUGAUUUUGCCUUUUAUAAUAAAGGUAUUAAAUUAUUCCAUAGUUUUGGUGACUUCCAUCUUCUUUACAUAUAAUAAAUUUCUUUAUAAUAAUUGGUAUUAAAUUUCAUUUUUGAUAAACAUAUGUAUGGGCUGCUUCGAAAUUAUGGUUGUUGAUACUCACCAAAAUAUUCUCUUUUAUUUUUAUGCGAUCAGUGAUGCAUUUUUGUGUUCUGUUGUGUUUCCCCAUGCCCGGUUUACCCUUAUGUUAAUUCACCCUUUAAAGAUCAAAAAUAUUUUAUGGAGUUAAUAUUCCAUUUUUCCUCUAAAAUUUUCAAUCACUAUAAUAUUUUCAUAUUUACUUUAGUGCAAACUUCAUUCUCAUGGUGUAUUUUAUAAGAAUUA